Molecule: messenger RNA, 1741 nt
Organism: Zea mays
Lineage: Eukaryota; Viridiplantae; Streptophyta; Magnoliopsida; Poales; Poaceae
Product: UDP-glycosyltransferase 1-like
Molecular function (GO): UDP-glucosyltransferase activity
Source: RefSeq, a predicted model, not a curated record
AUGUCACUUGCUUCAUUGAAUAGUCGAAUGGUGAUGUGUGAAAUCCUAUUUGAUUCCUUAAUAAACUAAGAAUGACUAUCUAUCGGGAUUCCCGUGCAAGUGCCGGAGCAGGAUGACGAUCGGGUAGGUAGGACUCGUGGACCGAAAUGAAGCCAUCUCUGAGUGUGUCGUGGUAGGCUGAGCAGGCAGCCGGCACUCCCGUUGCAUGCGAUGCGUCGGUAUCAAAAGCAAAGCGCCCAACAUUCACAAGCUCACAAGGAAACUGCAAAUGGCGACCCCAUCCGAGAGCCCAGACAAUAAGGCAGAGAAGCUCGUGGUCAUCUACGUCCCGGCGCUGACGAUCAGCCACCUGUUCUCCUCGGUGGAGCUCGGCGAGCUGCUCGCAGCGCACAGCCUCGGGGUCUCCAUCGUUGUCUGCGGCCGGACAGCCGACACGGCCGCCGGUUCAUUUGCCGAAGGCCUCGCGGCUGCGCACCCCCAGCUCUCCUUUCACCUCCUACCGCACGUCACGCGCCCGCGCGACGUGCCUGCCCACGAUCACGUGGCGCAGACCAUCGGGCUCGCCCGCGCCUCCGACUCUGACCUCCGCGAAUUCCUCCGUGUCGCCUCCCCUUCCCCGUCCGCCCUCGUGCUGGACUUCUUCUGCGGCAGCGCCGUGGACGUCGGCGCCGAGCUGGGCAUCCCCACGUACUUUUUCUUUACCUCAUCCAUCUCCGGCCUGGCGGAACUGCUAUACCACGCCUUCGCCUUGAUCCACGAACAAGCAUCUCCUGGUAUCUCCCACCAGAACCUCGGGGGUGAACUUUUGCACGUUCCGGGUAUCCCGCCGAUAUCCGUGGAUGACUUCCCGGCGGCAUGGCACGACCGCGACAGCCUUGGCAACAGACUCUUCCUCACCCUACCCGACCAGAUGUGCAGUUCUCACGGCAUUGUCGUGAACAGCUUCCGCUCAUUGGAACCACGCACCACCGAUGCCAUCGUGGCUGGCCUCUGCACGCCGCCGGGGAGACGUACGCCACCGCUGCACUGCGUCGGUCCAGUGAUAAAGAAGGAAGAGGCUGGCGCGCACGGGCACGAGUGCCUGGCGUGGCUAGACGCCCAGCCGGAGGCCAGCGUCGUGUUCCUCUGCUUCGGCAGCAUGGGCCGGCUCAGCGCGGAGCAGACGAGGCACGUGGCGCGCGGGCUGGAGAUGAGCGGGCAACGGUUCCUGUGGGUUGUGCGGCGCCCGCACCUCGACGCGCUCCUCCCCGAGGUGCGCACCAAGGGCAAGGGGCUGGUGGUCGACGCGUGGGCGCCGCAGCGCCGGGUGCUGGCCCACGGCGCCGUCGGCGGGUUCGUGACGCACUGCGGCUGGAACUCGGUGCUGGAGGCGAUCAUGGGCGGCGUGCCGAUGCUGGCGUGGCCGAUGUACGCCGAGCAGCGGAUGAACAAGGUGUUCCUGGUCGAGGAACUGCGCCUCGCCGUGGCUCUGGAAGGGUACGACAAGGAGAUGGUCAAGGACGAGGAGGUAGCUGCCAAGGUGAAGUGGCUAAUGGAGACGGACGGCGGCGGGGAGCUUCGUGAGCGGGCACGGGCGGCGAUGCGGGAGGCGAAGAAGGCGCUGAGCGACGGCGGAGAGUCUAGCACUGCGCUGUUGGAGCUCGUAAGGCAGUGGAAAAUGUGAAAAACGCAUGCUUCAAUUUGUUUCUGUACUUUGCUUUGCACGUAAAUUGUACUGGUCUCUGAAAUCUGAAUGAUACAA